This is a messenger RNA of Meriones unguiculatus (Mongolian gerbil), 1438 nucleotides long. It is a transcript of the gene Actrt2, whose product is annotated as actin related protein T2. The record is from RefSeq and is a predicted model, not a curated record. The transcript has a single exon. Bases 190 to 1323 code for a protein of 377 amino acids. Lineage: Eukaryota; Metazoa; Chordata; Mammalia; Rodentia; Muridae.
GAGUGGAAAGCAGGCCACCCGAGAGCAUGGAGGAUUCCCGGGCACUGGAGUCAGUCUGCUAGCUGUGCCUGGGAGACCUCCAGGAACCCUGGAACCCUGUGAGCUUCCGGGGAAGCCUAUUGUGACACGAACUGGCCCACGGAGGCUCAUCGAGCUGUCUUGUGUCACUCAGGAGGGGGUGCUGCAGACAUGUUCAACCCACAGGCGCUAGAGUCCCCUGCUGUCAUUUUUGACAACGGUUCCGGGCUCUGUAAGGCAGGGCUGUCUGGGGAGAUUGGGCCUCGGCAUGUCACCAGCUCCGUCGUGGGACACCCGAAGCUCAAGAUGGCCUCGGCGGGAGCCAACCAGAAGAAAUACUUUGUUGGGGAGGAAGCCCUGUACAAACGGGACACCCUGCGCCUGCACUCGCCCAUCGAGCGGGGCCUGGUCACCAGCUGGGACGAUGUGGAGAAGCUCUGGAGACAUCUCUUCGAGUGGGAGCUGGGCGUGAAGCCCAGCGAGCGCCCUGUGCUCAUGACGGAGCCCUCCCUGAACCCCAGGGAGAACCGAGAGAAGGCAGCAGAGGUGAUGUUUGAGACCUUCGAGGUGCCCGCCUUCUACCUGUCAGACCAGGCGGUGCUGGCACUCUACGCCUCGGCGUGCGUCACGGGCCUGGUGGUGGACAGCGGGGACGGGGUCACCUGUACCGUCCCUAUCUUUGAGGGUUACUCCCUGCCUCACGCCGUCAGCAAGCUUUAUGUGGCCGGCAGAGACAUCACAGAGCUCCUCACGAGGCUCCUCCUGGCCAGCGGGAGAGCCUUCCCGUGCCCUCUGGAUAAGUCCUUGGUGGAUGACAUCAAGGAGAAACUCUGCUACGUGGCCCUGGAGCCCGAGGAGGAGCUCUCUCGGCGGGCAGAAGACGUCCUGAGGGAGUACAAGCUGCCCGACGGGAACAUCAUCUACAUCGGAGACCAGCUGUACCAGGCUCCCGAGGUCCUGUUCUCGCCAGACCAGCUGGGCACCCACGGCCCAGGGCUGGCACAGAUGGCAUCCAACAGCAUAGCCAAGUGUGACACUGACAUACAGAAGACGCUGUUCGGGGAGAUUGUGCUGUCCGGGGGCUCCACGUUGUUCCAGGGGCUGGACGACAGGCUCCUGAAGGAACUGGAGCAGCUGGCUUGCAAGGGGGUCCCCAUCAAGAUCACGGCGCCGCCCGACCGCUGGUUCUCCACGUGGAUUGGCGCCUCCAUUGUCACGUCUCUGAGCAGCUUUAAGCAGAUGUGGAUCACGGCUGCAGACUUCAAGGAGUUUGGGGCUUCCGUGGUCCAGAGACGGUGUUUCUGAAGGAGUGCUUCACGCUCCCGGUAACCACAUUGUCCCGUGCAAGGGGCACCCUUGGGAAGUCAACUAUCCCCACGGCUUUAAAACCAUAUUCAAUAAAAGAAUGGUGAAGCAUUUG